GUAUCAGUAGUUUGAGGAAAUAGGAAGUCAGUCCAGUAACAUUUAGCACAAAGACUAAAAACAAAACAAAAGGCGUUUGUGAAUGAUGGCAGGAAUAAAAGCUCUUGUUGCGUUAUCCUUCAGUGGUGCACUUGGACUGACUUUUCUCCUUUUGGGAUGUGCACUGGAACAUUUUGGAGUGUACUGGCCAAUGUUUGUCCUGGUCUUCUACAUCCUGUCACCUAUCCCAAAUUUAAUAGCCAGAAGGCAUGCAGACGACUCUGAGUCAAGCAAUGCAUGCAGGGAGCUUGCAUACUUCUUAACCGCUGGAAUUGUGGUGUCAGCAUACGGGCUACCCGUUGUGCUUGCACGAAAAUCUGUGAUCCAGUGGGGCGCCUGUGGCCUGGUAAUGGCAGGCAAUUGUGUCCUUUUUCUGACCAUUCUGGGUUUCUUCCUGAUAUUCGGAGGUGGAGAUGACUUUAGCUGGGAACAGUGGUAAAACCUAUCCGGAAGAAGAACAUAACUACAUUAUAUAUUACGAAACUUUAAAUAGCUUGCCGUGGCAAUGCUGAUUAGCCCAGGCCUUGACAGAGACUGUGUCCAUUGCUUUGUUUUACUCUGGGUUAUGGCUGCUUUGGUGCUCUGCUUCUGCCUUUUCAUUUGCAUUACAUAUGCAUGGCCCUGUGUAUACAAUCAUUUGCUUAAAAACGGUAAUUAUGAAGUUGCAUUUAUAGAAAUAUUGCAUUUAAACUUGUUUGAACAGCAAAAAGGGUAAAUCUCACAAAACCUGUAUAGUGCAGUUUGGCUCAUAUUUACUCAAAUCAAAAGCAAAAAACAAUCAAUUAUGAUUUGCUUAAAUAAAAUGAAGCCUGUGUUUGGAACAUUUAAGAUUUUUUUGUAUUAAGUUUAAAAUUAAGAUUUCUUCCCCAUCCCAUCAACAGAUGUGGGGGGUUUUUUCAACACAAUGCAAAAAUUAUUUAUUAUUUGAUAUAUUAAAAACAAAUCAUUUGAUCGCUGUCAUUUUUUUUAAAUUUUGCGGUAUUACACAAGAGGUUCGCAAUCAUUCGGAAAAAGUCCUAAAAGUAGGCUUCUACACUGUUUUUGUGAGAUUCGUGCUCAAAUAAUUAAUUUUAGUGUGAACUAGAAAUCUUGUAUGCAAGCCAAUUAAACCAUCAUCAAGAUUUAGAAUUUAAUAAUACACAAAGGUAAGCAUAGAAUGAACAUUUUUCUCUCUCCUUUUUUAGCAGCUUGAAUUGUUAGUACUUAAUUAUCCUGAUUAAAUUAUCAUUUGCACUUGAUAUAUAGGCCUGGCAGUUAAGAGGCAUAAUGAAUUAUAAAAACAAUGCCACCUAAGAGCAAUGCGUUGUGUUUGCAAACAGAAGCACUGUAACCAUGGAAGUCUAUGGAGUGUUUUUGUCUUGUCUUGGGUCUGUAGAAACGGGAAGAAAAGUUUUAAAUGUGUGCAGAAUACACUCAUAACCAGCCUUUCAGUGAUUAUAGAAUGCUUAUUAUAGUUGCUUUUUAUUGGAACGGCAUAUGAUUCAUGAAAUUCCAGAAACAUUUUCUUACAACUGACAUAAUUCCACAUCAUAGCUUAUGAAACACUAUGACAUGAUUAUGUAAUGUAAUAUAUUGUAGGCUAUAUAGUAAAUUAAUAGAAUGUCUGCGAUCCAGUUUCACCUGAAAGACACAGUGUUCAAGUUUAAUGAUUGACAGUUUCACACUACUGCUGUUGUCAUUAAUAGUUUAUAAAGGAUUAUAAGUUUAUCAUUUUAUCCACUGUAUAAAAUCUUCCUGUUUUGUUUCUUCAGAGGUUAGACUGACUUGUAUAAGGGAUGUUUUUGAUAUACCUUUGUGAUCUUGUUUCAGCACUUUCAAACAAUAUCUAUUUGAUUAUAUGAAUUUUAAAAAAACACUUGAAUUUUUCAUUUUUUGUCUUGUCAUAAGUUUGUCUUUUUCAGUAACUCUAUAUAAUUAAGCGCCACUGUUUAUGUUUAAAAUUGCACUCUUUUUGACCAAUGUGACUUUAAAUAAUAGCGAUGGCUUCUGUUGAUGUCAAGUGCCAGACUACUUAGAGCAGCGGUUCCCAACCCUGGUCCUUGAGGCACCCCAACACUGCAUGUUUUGCAUGUCUCC
Molecule: messenger RNA, 2115 nt
Organism: Sinocyclocheilus grahami
Lineage: Eukaryota; Metazoa; Chordata; Actinopteri; Cypriniformes; Cyprinidae
Product: leptin receptor gene-related protein
Exons: 4
Coding region: 83-478 (131 amino acids)
Biological process (GO): late endosome to vacuole transport via multivesicular body sorting pathway; negative regulation of growth hormone receptor signaling pathway
Cellular component (GO): endosome
Source: RefSeq, a predicted model, not a curated record